This is a messenger RNA of Diceros bicornis minor, 549 nucleotides long. Its product is annotated as ribonuclease H-like. The transcript has a single exon. The record is from RefSeq and is a predicted model, not a curated record. Bases 1 to 549 code for a protein of 182 amino acids. Gene Ontology annotation, molecular function: nucleic acid binding; RNA-DNA hybrid ribonuclease activity. Lineage: Eukaryota; Metazoa; Chordata; Mammalia; Perissodactyla; Rhinocerotidae.
AUGUUUACUGAUGGGAGCAGCUUCAUGGACCACGGACUUCGAAAGGCUGGGUAUGCAAUAGUAACUCACCAGGAGGUCCUAGAAGCAGAAGCCCUCCCUCCAGGUACAUCUGCCCAAAAGGCAGAACGCAUAGCCCUCACGAGAGCCCUACAUCUUGGAGCUAAGAGAAAGGUAACCAUUUAUACUGAUUCUAAGUAUGCCUUCUCUGUCGUGCAUGCACAUGGGGCUAUAUGGAAAGAGAGAGGUCUACUAACUUCAGGAAGAAAAGAGAUUAAACAUGCAGAAGAGAUACUGGCCUUGUUAGAUUCUGUUAUGAUGCCACAAAAAGUGGCCAUAGCACAUUGCCUGGGCCACCAAAAGACUGAUAGUUAUAUAGCUAAAGUAAAUAAUCUGGCUGAUCAGGCAGCCAAACAGGCAGCCAGAACAAAAACCCCAAAUCCUAAGGCCCUAGCACUCAUCCCAAGUAUGGAUUUGUCCCUGUUUAAGCCUCAGGAUUCAGAAACGGAUUUAAAUAGAGCAGAAGAAUGGGGAUUUCAUACAGACUCUUGA